GUGUUGUGUUUUGCUUCCACGCCGCAGCGUUUAAAAGUGUUUUUGGGCGGGUUUUUUAAUUACAAAGUCGAUGAUUUCGGUGCAAAAAGUUAGCGGAAGUGAUAAACUGCCAACUGUUGUAAUUGUUGAGAGUAAUAUUUCGGAAUCUGCCGGUGAAAUUACGUUAUACCGCAAACGCGUCUAUUUUCCCUCUGUGUCACUGAUAGAGAAGCUUGCAUAUUCCAUGCAAAAGUUUGGUUGGCUGAUGCUGGCUGGGGAAUCCGGUAAAAUACGUGCCGUGAAGUAUUAAGGAAUGGACUGUUACAAUAUGAUGAAUAAUUCAUAUGGAAAUAUCGUAUACAGUGGUCAAACAGGAGAAGUUACAGAACAGCAACAUUACGUGCAGGAUCCCAAUAAUAUUUAUCAGCAAACUACUGAACUUUCAGUUGAGACAUUAAAAGAAAACCAUUUCCAGGAGCGGGAUAGCAUUAUAGUACACGAACCAGUGGAAGAUAACGAAAAUUUAGAUUCCGAAACAUAUCAGGGGGAACAAGUGGAGGUAAUUCCGGUAGCAAUGGAACAGUUAGAAGCCGAAAGAAACCACGAUGAAGCGAUGGAAGAGUCUCUGGAAAAUCACCAGCCGGAGGAGGCAUCUUCUGCGCUAGACGUUGCGGACCCGAAACCAACCGAAGAUCCGGCAAACGAUGAGGACAAAACGGAAGAAGACGAAGAAAUGAAAGAAGAGAGAUUAGAAGAAGAUAACGAACUCGAAGCAGAUAAUCAACAGGAAGGAGAUCAGUCCGAAGAUAAGAAAGAAGAUAAAGUAAAAGCAGAGGAAAAAGAUAAACCUAAAGUGCGCCGCAAAGACGGAGAACCCGCAGAUUUGGAAAUAUGUCGGGUGUGCACUUCUAAGGAAAACUUAUCCAAUAUUUUUGAUUUUGAAUCUUCAAUAAGAAUUUGUGACAUUAUUAUAAAAAUCUGUCCGACCGUUCGGAUAACAGAAAGAGACCAUCUACCGCAUAAAAUUUGUCAAAAAUGCGUAGAAAAAGUUAGAAUCGCAUUUGAUUUCAAGAACACUUGCGAAAACACCGAUAAGGAACUUCGAAAAACAUUGAAGCGUGCUUAUAACAAGAGUCGGAGAACUACGGAUUUUGUAAUCGUAAAUUGCCCUAUGUCAGACGAGGAGGAAAAUGAAGACGAACCGCAGGAUGAUGAUGAAUAUAAAGUUUCUCAGUCGGAAGUCGAGUCAGAACCAGUUACGUCUGACGAUAGCUUUGAGCCAGCGAACAAAAAGAAAAGGACACCGAAAAGACGGGGCCGUAGACCGAAAUCAGAAUCUACUCCAGCAAUUGUAACUGGCGUUAAGCGAAGACGAGGUCGACAACCAGGAUUUAAACUAGCAAGUCCUCCUACUGCAUCGCCGGCAGUCCCUCGUCGCGGUCCAGGUCGCCCUCCAAAAUCAGCCACGAAAGCAAAAUCCCCAGGAAUAGCUAAUGUUGUCUAUAUUGAAGCGCCAGAAGCAAGCUCAUCGGACAGCGAAGAUGAUAAACCGAUUAAACAACGCAAGACUCACGAUUGUUCGAAGUGCGAUGAAACUUUCAAAACCGGCGUCGAACUAAAGGAACAUCUUCAGACCCACAAAGGCGACUUAUUCCCCUGUACCAAGUGUGAGAAAACCUUUAAAUCAAAGGUUUAUCUGUCUAAUCACUUGGAACGGCAUGAUCAGGACGAUAAAAAACGAGCGGAAAAGAUGAAGGCCAAGGAACUGAAGAAGCAACAGCAGCGGCAAAAGGACAUCCAGAAGCGUCGCGAGUCUGAUUCCAAAAAACCACUGUCCUCAGGAAGUGCAGAAAAGAAGAAAAAACUGGAACAACCCUCGCCGGCCAACAGCGGGAGAGAUCUGUUUAAAUGUGUCGCACCGCUCACUUCCACCUACUGGAGCGACAGUUUUUCGGAUUAAGAAGACCGGACGAUCGAACAGGUACGGCUCCUUCGCUGAUAAGCACUGUGCGUUUGGACAGCAGCGAGCGCUAGGUUUACUUAUACAUGGACCGGAUGUAUAUUUGGGAGAGUGCCAUUUUGAUCGUCUACAGAGAGCAACGCAAGUUUUAUAAAAUUUCAUCUAAAAGUGAUAUUUGCUAGCCGAAAAAAAUCUGGAAAUGGAUUGGAUUAUUACACCCCGCGAGCCCCUAUAUGCGUAGCACUACUGUAGCCUGUAAAUAGUACUAGUUUUGCAAAACAAAAAUGUCAAAUUUAUGUUUUAUUAAGGUACUUUCAAAAAACAUUAGCCCCUAAGAUUGCUUAACAAAAAGAUUUAGGAUGUAGCUUUAGGGCAUUGAUUCAAGCGUUCUAUAAAGCUAAACAGAUGUGUCACAAUAAGAUCAAAAAAUCUUUUAAUUUUCAAAAGGGUCAGAUUGAUUUCAAUUCAACAGGAUAGCAACAUGCUGAGCAUUCAAAUGAAAACUUCUCAGCUUAUUUUCGUCUACUAACCCCUAACAGAUAAGCAGGUAGUGCACAACUAAGAUUAUAGCAUAAUCAGUGGUAAUAGUGGUACCGCUAGCGUCUUUUUACUUUUCCUUAUUAAUUUGAACAUAGGGUGGUCUCAAAAUCCAAGAUUUUAUUGUGCAAUGCCCAGCAAAGUGAAGAUAUUUGUCAUGGCAAAAAAAAUGAGAACACAAACACUGCAGAGCAUUCACGGACUAAUAUUAUUUUACAGUAAAUUGUAAGCAUCUAAUUAAUACUUGUAAGCGGUUGAAUUCGUUUCCAU
This is a messenger RNA of Sabethes cyaneus, 2746 nucleotides long. RefSeq names its product histone acetyltransferase KAT6A. The coding region runs from base 293 to 1939 and encodes 548 amino acids. NCBI's taxonomy places the organism in Eukaryota, Metazoa, Arthropoda, Insecta, Diptera, Culicidae. Gene Ontology annotation, molecular function: zinc ion binding. Gene Ontology annotation, cellular component: nucleus. The transcript has 2 exons. The record is from RefSeq and is a predicted model, not a curated record.